AUGCUAAAGAAAUACCACACGGUGGUGACUGAGUUUAUUCUGCUGGGACUGAUAUAUCGAGCGGAGCUGCAGCCUGUCCUUUUUGUGGUGUUCUUAGUCAUCUACCUCAUCACAGUAACUGGCAAUGGGACCAUGAUUUUCUUAAUCAGAGCUGACUCAAAACUUCACACCCCAAUGUACUUCUUCCUCAGCCACCUGUCCUUUGUAGAUCUCUGUUAUGCCACCACUGUUGCCCCUCAGAUGCUGGUUAACUUCUUGUCUAAGAGAAAAACCAUUUCCCUCAUUGGCUGCUUUAUACAAUUUCACUUUCUGAUUGCCCUGGUGACCACAGAUUAUUAUAUUCUUGCAGUGAUGGCCUAUGACCGCUACAUGGCCAUCUGCAAGCCCUUGUUAUAUGGUAGCAAGAUGUCCAGGCGUGUGUGUCUCUCUCUUGUGGUGGCUACUUAUGUUUAUGGCUUUGCAAAUGGUCUGGCCCAGACCAUCCUGAUGCUUCCUCUGUCCUUCUGUGUCAAAGAGACUGCCAUGUUCGUGGUGGCUGGGUCCAACCUCACCUGCUCCCUCACCAUCAUCCUCAUCUCCUAUGUUUUCAUCUUUGCUGCCAUUCUUUGAAUCCGCUCUGCUGAGGGCAGGCAGAAAGCCUUCUCUACUUGUGGGUCCCACCUGAUGGCCGUCACAGURUUUUAUGGAACAUUGUUCUGCAUGUACCUGAGGCCCCCUUCUGAGACAUCUAUAGAACAGGGGAAAAUUGUGGCUGUGUUUUAUGUCUUUGUGAGUCCCAUGUUAAACCCUAUGAUCUAUAGCCUGAGGAACAAAGAUGUUAAAAUGGCAAUAAGGAAAGUUAUCAAGAAGGAAUUCUUUGCAUUGUAA
Messenger RNA from Urocitellus parryii (Arctic ground squirrel), 867 nucleotides. Its product is annotated as olfactory receptor 5M5-like. The record is from RefSeq and is a predicted model, not a curated record. Gene Ontology annotation, cellular component: membrane. NCBI's taxonomy places the organism in Eukaryota, Metazoa, Chordata, Mammalia, Rodentia, Sciuridae. Gene Ontology annotation, molecular function: olfactory receptor activity; G protein-coupled receptor activity. Gene Ontology annotation, biological process: G protein-coupled receptor signaling pathway.